Molecule: messenger RNA, 1152 nt
Organism: Lithohypha guttulata
Lineage: Eukaryota; Fungi; Ascomycota; Eurotiomycetes; Chaetothyriales; Trichomeriaceae
Exons: 1
Coding region: 1-1152 (383 amino acids)
Molecular function (GO): GTPase activity
Source: RefSeq, a predicted model, not a curated record
AUGGCGCACAAUCCAACAGCUGUGGUGUGCGUCGGCAUGGCUGGUUCAGGAAAGACGGCAUUUAUGCAGCGAAUCAAUAACUACCUACACAUCAACAAGAAAAAGCCUUAUGUCCUGAAUCUAGACCCAGCUGUCCUCAAUGUUCCUUUCGAAGCCAACAUAGACAUUCGCGAUAGCAUAAACUACAAAGAAGUCAUGAAGCAAUACAAUCUCGGCCCAAAUGGUGGCAUCCUAACAUCUCUGAAUCUAUUUGCAACCAAGAUUGACCAAAUCAUUAGUCUGCUUGAGAAAAGAUCAAACCCAGAUCCGUCUUCAAAGGCAGUACCACCUGAGCACUUUCUCGUCGACACACCAGGCCAAAUUGAAGUCUUCGUCUGGUCAGCAUCAGGCAGUAUUCUACUUGAAUCCUUGGCGUCCUCGUUUCCUACAGUCAUCGCAUAUAUCAUAGACACCCCAAGGACACAUUCCUGCUCGACUUUCAUGUCCAAUAUGCUCUAUGCUUGCUCAAUUCUAUACAAGACGAAGUUGCCUAUGAUUCUGGUGUUUAACAAAACAGACGUGCAAGAUGCGGAUUUUGCCCGAGACUGGAUGACGGACUUUGAGAAAUUUCAGGAGGCACUACAAGAGGAACAAGAGAAAGGUGUCUUUGGUGGAGAGGGUCACGGUGGUGGCAGCGGAUAUAUGUCUAGUCUAUUGAACAGCAUGAGUCUAAUGCUUGAGGAGUUUUAUUCCCACUUGGAGAUGGUGGCUGUGUCGAGUAUGACCGGUGACGGUAUCGAUGAGUUUUUUGAUGCUGUCGAACGCAAAGCAGAGGAGUUUACCAGAGACUAUAAGCCCGAACUCGAGAGGCGCCAACAAGAACGUAUGAAGGAACGACAAGACAAGAAAUCAGAGGACUUGGCGAGAGUCAUGUCUGAAAUGAGGAUGGAAGGUAAAUCAAAAACAGAAAAUGGUAACGAGGACGAUGAUGAGGAUGAAAUCGACCCUGAAGACGCGAGAGAUCCAGAUCAGUACCCGGACGUGCGACCUGAUAGUGAUGAGGCAUUACAGCAGAGGUAUGCUGACACUUUGAAGAAGCAAGGAUUGCAGAUGAACGAGACUGAUAAGAGCUUUGCGAGGUUUGUGCAGUCAAGUCAGGCCAGAAUGUCGUGA